Penicillium cosmopolitanum is the source of this 222-nucleotide messenger RNA. RefSeq lists its product as uncharacterized. The transcript is spliced from 2 exons. The record is from RefSeq and is a predicted model, not a curated record. NCBI's taxonomy places the organism in Eukaryota, Fungi, Ascomycota, Eurotiomycetes, Eurotiales, Aspergillaceae. The coding region runs from base 1 to 222 and encodes 73 amino acids.
AUGGCCUUUCCGUACAAGAAAAUCAUCAUCCUGGGGGCCACGUCCGGAAUCGGUCACAAGCUGGCGGAACGAUUAAUCCAGAAUGGCAGUUUUGUUAUUGCGGUUGGUCGUCGGAAGGAAAAUCUUGAUUUGUUUGUGCAGAAGCAUGGCCCCGCCAGGGCCGCGGGUAUCCAGUUUGAUGUAUGCAAUCUGGAUGAAGUCCAGCAGUUCGUGGUCGAGUAA